Molecule: messenger RNA, 1062 nt
Organism: Ambispora leptoticha
Lineage: Eukaryota; Fungi; Glomeromycota; Glomeromycetes; Archaeosporales; Ambisporaceae
Source: the annotation of a GenBank genome assembly
UUGAUUGGUAAGCCCUUCAAUGUUACCGGCGAUGCCAAAUACUUCAAAAAUCACGAAAACAGGAGGUCUGGUGUAGUGCCUAACGUACCCGAAAAGUAUCAAGAACGAGCAAAGGCAAGAAGGCGGGGUGCUGGAACACAUCAAACUGCAAUUCGAAACUUCACCAUUCAAAUUCCUAAAAAAAAAGACGCGCAACAACCUUCACCUCCUUCGAUAACAUCCACUUCGCCUACAACUCAUUUUCCUUUACCCCUGUCAAAUAAUUUAUCGGAAGCUAAUGAACAAGCGAAAGAAACUUUGUUAGCAUCAAAUACACCUCCUGAACCAAUAAUAUCAAAGACUACAGAGAACUUUAACCAUAUUACUUCUACUAAUACCGAUUUGAAUGUUAAUGAUGAAAAUGAUAGCGAUAAUGAUGAUGCAAUAGUUCCUGAUCACGAAGCUGUUACAAAUAUUUCAGAUGAUAAUAGAGUGGAAGAAAUCGAGCAACCAGUAACUGUUAAAAAGACGCGGCGCGUUAUAUCACGAGGCGGUUCACGACGUGCAAAAAAAAUAAAAUGUUAUAAAUUCAAACCUCCUUCAGUUCGGGACAAACAUGGGAAAAUCAUUAAAAGAGCGGCAAGAGUUGGAGUGAAUACGAUCGAUGUCAUCGGCGAGACAAUCUAUUCGACGAUUAUAGGAUACAAUGAUCAAAGCACCUUUAAAAAAGAGUUACAACUCUUUAAGGAACAAGUUGAAGUUUUUCUAAUUAAACAGACUGAUCUAAGUGAUGAACAUACAUUAAGAGAAUCGGUGUAUGCUGAUGAAGAUACGAUGGAAGAGGAUAAUGAAAUAAAAGAUUCCUUCGAGAGCCUAUUAGCAAACAUUACUACUCGUUGUGGCGAUCUUUCUAUUUCAUCAUCUAUCACACCAAGUGCAAAUAGAAAUGUUGGCUUAGAAGAACAAGAAGGUUAUGGAACUCUUGGAAUCAUACGAAGGUUCAAUAAUUUAUUGGAAGUAAUGGAUGCUACAAUUAGAGAAGCCACUACUAAUACGGAGAAUGGGUGUUGGAUAAACAAAUAG